Messenger RNA from Haliotis rubra (blacklip abalone), 3143 nucleotides. Its product is annotated as protein-glutamine gamma-glutamyltransferase K-like. The transcript has 17 exons. NCBI's taxonomy places the organism in Eukaryota, Metazoa, Mollusca, Gastropoda, Lepetellida, Haliotidae. Gene Ontology annotation, biological process: peptide cross-linking. Gene Ontology annotation, molecular function: protein-glutamine gamma-glutamyltransferase activity. Bases 266 to 2656 code for a protein of 796 amino acids. The record is from RefSeq and is a predicted model, not a curated record.
CCUAUGAACGACCGUUUGUCGGUUCCUUUUGUCCAAGUGGUCUGCCGCUGUGAAAUAUAUCUUCGCAUAAGUGCAUCGGUGUUUCGGGUGAGUCAUCACAGUCAGUAGGGGAACAGUCUAAAGAAAACCAGGCGUCUACAUACCUGACCUGUUGGUGAAGAUUUACCUGUAGCUUCGUCUGCAUCUUCAGAUACAACGCCAGGUGUUUGAGAGGCGUUGUUUCUAGCAACAACUUCAACAUCAUACACUGACGCCAACAACGACGAUGUCUUUCCGGAGCUUCAACUUCAGUUCCACUCGAAUAGUGAGAAGUCGGUUCAGCGAAUCAUGGUACUCCUUUGGGAGAACACGGCCCACUAUGCUGGAACUCGACAGCCACUUCCGGAACAGGUGGAGAGACGACCUGGGGGAAAGGGAGAUAACCACGAGGCACCAAGAAAGCUUUGGUCAGGAUGUGGCAGGAGACAAGGAAAGGGUGGAUGAACGAUCGGAGAUUACAGGAGACGAUUUGGCCUCAAAACUGCACGUGACCAACCUUGACCUUAACAUAUCGGAGAACACCAAGCAGCACCACACAGACAUGUAUGAGUGCACAGAGGUCAGGGGUCAUAAGGGAGCCGAGCUGGUGGUCAGGAGAGGUCAGCCCUUCCUCAUCACCAUCACCUUCGACAGACCUUACGACAUCGACAAGAACGACAUCACGCUUUUGUUCAGCUUAGCGUCUGGAGAAAACGACAGCACAGUCGAGGAGCUCUUCAAGGUGACGGAAGACGAAGACACGUCCUAUAAGCCACGCAAAUGGGGCGCCACCGUCGUCAAGAAGGGAGGUAACUCUCUCACAGUAGAAGUGUUCUCCCCAGCUUCUACCCCUAUUGGAGUGUGGGACUUGAUUGUCAGGACCACCGUGGACGUCGAGAACGGCAAAGACCUCAUCUGGCAGUACAACCACAAUGACGACAUCAUUAUCAUCUUUAAUCCUUGGUGUAAAGAUGAUGUGGUUUAUCUGCCUGACCCAGAGUGGCUAGCGGAGGCUGUGGAAAACGACUCGGGAGUGUUGUACCAGGGAGAUUACGAUAACAUUAACGGCAAGCCCUGGUACUUCGGUCAGUUUGAGGACGGCAUCCUGCACGCCGCUCUCCAUCUUCUUAGGAAAGGCUUCAACUUCAAGAUGACACGAUCCAUGGGGAACGCCAGCAAGGUUGCCAGGAUGCUCUCCAAGAUAGUGAACUUCAACGAUGACAACGGCGUCCUGUAUGGGAAAUGGAAUGGCGGUUUCGACGGCGGCACGCAUCCUAACACUUGGACAGGGAGUGUGAAGAUCCUGAAGCAGUACAUGUCCACCGCCAAACCGGUCAAGUUCGGACAGUGCUGGGUCUUCUCAGGGGUCCUCGUAACAGUGUGCCGAGCGAUAGGACUGCCCUGUAGGAGUGUCACCAACUAUGAAUCUUCUCACAACACUGACAAGGAACGUCUAAGCUUAGACGAAAUAUACCGACCCAACCAUACGGGUGGCUAUGUCAACGUCUCCGGCGACAGGAAAUGGAACUUUCAUGUAUGGAACGAGGUAUGGAUGAGUCGCCCAGACUUGGGGAAACAGUUUGACGGGUGGCAGGCCAUUGAUGCCACGCCCCAGGAGGAAAGUGAAGGCGCGUUCUGUUGUGGUCCCGCCCCAUUGAAGGCCAUCAAGGAAGGGCUUAUCUACAUCGGCCAUGACACGCCCUUCGUGUUCGCGGAGGUCAAUGCGGACUUAGUGACUUGGGAAGAGGAUUCAGUGACCAGAAAACUCAAACAAGUGAAGCGGAUCAGGAACAUUAUUGGCAAGAAUAUCAGCACCCACAGUCCAUCCCGUGAGUCACAGGUCGGGCUGCAGCGACUGGAUGUAACUGACCAGUAUAAGUAUCCGCAAGGUUCCGCGAAAGCAAGAGAUGUGCUCCGACAGGCCCAGGCGAUGUUCAGAAAGGACAAUCUGGAUGACGAUGAGGAUGAGCUGCCGAUGUCACAGGCCAUUGGACUGAGUAUGGACAAUAUCGAUGUCAUGGUGGGAAUGGGCUUCUCGGUAAAGAUACACGCCCGCAACAACGACAACGUGGCCCGCACCGUUACCUUGUUUAUCGACAUCUUUCACAGUACCUACCACGGCGUCACGACGGGGACGGCUGCCCAGUCUGAAAAGAUGGAGACAUUACAAGCAGGGCAAAGCCAGACUUUCACCUUGAGUGUGUCACCCCAGCAAGCAAUGAUGCGCCCACAGGAAGGCUUCAACUUCCAGAUCCAGGUUUUAACGAAGGUCAAGGAAACCGGAAGUCUGUUCACACAACUCUACAACGUUCAGCUGCGCCGCCCUGACCUUGUUAUAAAGGGUCCUUCCACUGUUAAAGCCGGGGAGGCAACAGAGGUGGACAUCUCCUUCACCAACCCGCUCCCCGUCUCGAUGACCAAAUGCGAGGUGGAGAUUGAAGGCAACAUGAAAACGGUGGCACCACUGAUGGACAAAAUCACAAUAGGAAGCAUCUCUCCUGGACAGACUUGGAAGAAGACGAUCAAGAUGUGGCCUACAGUCUUUCCUCGAACCCAGAAGAAGAGAGAGGCCAGCUUUGGUCUGGAGUCGGAGCAGCUCGGGGAUGUCAGAGGGUCCUACAGCGUGAAACUCACCUAAAGAGUCCACGUUCAUAAUUACACGUGGUAGUACAACCUUCCCCGCUUCCUUAUUCCAUAGAUUAGCAGUAUUACAGCAAGUGGCAGUAUCUCUGUCCUCUCCUCUAUUUUGGCGGAUUGACUGCACAAUCCCGUGGUGAAACUGCAUAUAAUACACUUAUAUCUAUGUCUAUGGCAAUAAUGCAUCGUUCGGUAGGAGUUUAAUCAACAUUUUGACUUGAUCAUAUGCCUGUAAUCCUAGCUUAAACCAGAUAGUUCAGUGCUAUAUGUCUCCAGGCAACACAAGCUAACCUUGAGCAUAAGGUGGCACGUGUGUCUCAAAUGCAUCAUAGUAAGCUCAUUAAGCAUCACAGUAAGUCUUACAGUAUCCAAGGUGCCACGCUUCGCCCAAAUGCAUGAUGGUAAACUCUGGUACUGCAGUUUACCAAAAUGGAAAAUUAUGAUAGCAGACUCCGGUUCCCCUGUGCCUAAAAUGCAUGAUGGUAGGC